UCACAGAUGAAGACACGGUGAAGAGAUACUACGCUAAGUUUGAGGAGAGGUUUUUCCAGACCUGUGAGAAGGAGCUUCUGAAAAUCAAUACUUUCUAUUCAGAGAAGCUUGCCGAGGCCCAGAGACGAUUUGCGACGCUGCAGAACGAGCUGCAGUCUUCACUGGACGCUCAGCGAGAGAGCAAUGCUUCGCCCGGUCUGCGGAAACGCAAGACCAGGUUCCACCUGUCGCAGGAGGAGCGCUGCAAACACCACAACAUCAAAGACCUGAAGCUAGCCUUCAGCGAGUUCUACCUCAGCCUCAUCCUGCUUCAGAACUACCAGAACCUGAACUUCACUGGUUUCCGUAAGAUCCUGAAGAAACAUGACAAGAUCCUGGAUACUUCCCGCGGGGCAGACUGGCGUGUGGCUCAUGUGGAGGUGGCACCUUUCUACACCUGCAAGAAGAUCACACAGCUCAUUACUGAGACGGAGACCCUGGUGACCACAGAGCUGGAGGGAGGCGAUCGUCAAAGGGCCAUGAAGAGGCUGAGAGUUCCUCCUCUGGGGGCAGCUCAGCCUGCUUUGGCCUGGACGACCUUUCGCGUGGGUCUCUACUGUGGCUUCUUCAUCAUUCUUGCCAUCUGCUUCGUUAUCACUGGUGCCGUGUUCUUCCGCUCUGAGAACGUCUGGCCUAUGGUGCGGAUCUAUCGGGGCGGUUUCCUGUUGAUCCAGUUCCUCUUCCUGUUGGGCAUCAACACCUAUGGAUGGAGACAGGCUGGAGUCAACCACGUCCUCAUCUUUGAGAUCAAUCCACGAAACAACCUCUCGCACCAACACCUGUUUGAGAUUGCUGGUUUCCUGGGCGUGUUGUGGUGUCUCAGCAUCCUCUCCUGUCUCUACUCGCAGUACACUUACAUCCCCAUGCAGGCCAACCCUCUCAUCCUUUAUGGCUUCAUGGUGCUCUUCCUCAUCAACCCCUUCAAGACCUGCUACUACAAAUCACGUUUCUGGCUCCUCAAAUUGCUGUUUCGUGUUUUCACUGCGCCGUUUCACCGGGUGGAGUUUGCAGACUUCUGGCUGGCUGAUCAGCUCAACUCUCUGGUGUUUACUCUCAUGGACCUGGAGUAUAUCUUCUGCUUCUACAUCUUCGAGCUGCAGUGGAGCAACAGCAAGGGCCUGUUACCCGACUUUGGAGGUUCCCGAGACUUCGUGUGCCACAGCUACUCCUACGGUCUCCGUGCCAUCAUCCAGUGUCUGCCUGCUUGGCUGCGUUUCAUCCAGUGCUUGAGGCGUUACCGUGACACAAAGAGGGCCUUCCCGCACCUGGUGAACGCUGGGAAAUAUUCUACCACCUUCUUUGUUGUCACCUUUGCCGCCCUCUACGCCACACACGAAGAGCAAAGUCACGCAGACGCCAACACCUUCUUCUACCUUCUGAUUGUGUCUUCAAUCAUCAGCUCCCUGUACACACUGAUCUGGGAUCUGCGUAUGGACUGGGGUCUGUUUGAUCGUGGAGCUGGCGAAAACAUCUUCCUCAGAGAAGAAAUCGUUUAUCCGCAUAAGGCCUACUACUACUGUGCUAUUGUGGAAGAUGUGAUCCUGCGUUUUGCUUGGACGAUCCAGAUUUCUCUGAUCACAACGACCAAGAUCAACUCUGUGGGCGACAUCUUGGCCACCAUGCUGGCUCCUCUUGAGGUCUUCAGGCGCUUUGUGUGGAACUUCUUCCGUCUGGAGAACGAGCACCUGAACAACUGCGGUGAGUUUCGUGCGGUCCGGGAUAUCUCUGUGGCGCCGCUCAACGCUGACGACCAGACGCUGCUGGAACAGAUGAUGGACCAGGAGGACGGAGUCCGGAACCGCUCGGGCAAGAAGACCUGGAAGAGGUCCCACAGCCUGUCGCUCCGACGCCCCCUGCUGUCCACCUCACAAUCGAAGAAGGACACCAAGGUGCUAAUUGAAGAUACUGACGAUGAGGCCUUCAGCUGAGUCCACAGCAUCGGCACACGCACGCACACAAACACACACUUUACGACACUGUACUUAUAAAGACCUCGUUCGCUAACGCCUGACCUCAAAGCUCCUCCCUCGUAGUGUUAACGCGCAGGCCUACCCUUCAGUCUCGAAACCUUUAAAGCAGUGAGGACCAUCAGUCACUGUCCUCACCUCUGGGAAACUUACCUCAUCUUUACGUCCUUGUAAGUACAGUUGGUCUUUAUAAGUAUGGAAACAACACACACACACCUAUAAUGUAGAAACACACACAGAGAUAGACCCGCUGAAGCACAAGUAUAGUAUAAUAUCGCUGCAGGUGAGGAGAGAGCUAAUGCCACCCAGACAAACAGCCACACAGUCAGACAGAU
Haplochromis burtoni (Burton's mouthbrooder) is the source of this 2341-nucleotide messenger RNA. RefSeq names its product xenotropic and polytropic retrovirus receptor 1 homolog. Lineage: Eukaryota; Metazoa; Chordata; Actinopteri; Cichliformes; Cichlidae. Gene Ontology annotation, molecular function: inositol hexakisphosphate binding. The record is from RefSeq and is a predicted model, not a curated record. Gene Ontology annotation, biological process: cellular response to phosphate starvation; phosphate ion transport. Gene Ontology annotation, cellular component: Golgi apparatus; cytoplasm; plasma membrane.